Suricata suricatta (meerkat) is the source of this 1489-nucleotide messenger RNA. It is a transcript of the gene TEKT1, whose product is annotated as tektin 1. Gene Ontology annotation, biological process: cilium movement involved in cell motility; cilium assembly. NCBI's taxonomy places the organism in Eukaryota, Metazoa, Chordata, Mammalia, Carnivora, Herpestidae. The coding region runs from base 123 to 1430 and encodes 435 amino acids. Gene Ontology annotation, cellular component: microtubule cytoskeleton; nucleus. The transcript has 8 exons. The record is from RefSeq and is a predicted model, not a curated record.
GCGGAGACGCGCCAUUGACCAGCGGGUUCUGCGCUGCCCAGAGCUGCUGGUGGGUGAGGGCGCUGCCCGUAAGCCGUGCGGUCGGUGGUUCCGGGAGGCGCCGCGGACUUCGGGAAGCUGCAAUGGCCAGGCUUCUGCAGCCUCCGCCCAAGUUCCUGCCGGCGGAUUGGCAGGUGGCCAACAAGACCCAGUACCACAGAGCAGAGGCCCAGCGGUCCCGCUCCGAGCGCCUGGUGGUGGAAAGCCAGAGGCUUGUGGAGGAGAUCGAAAAGACCACAAGAAGGUCUCAGAGCGACGUGAACAGGAAACUAGAACAGAGGCUCGAGGAGAUCAGGUUCUGGCGGAAGGAGCUGGGCGACAGGCUCGAGCAGCUGGUGUCCGUCACGGAGGAGCUGCUCACCUACCAGACCCGACUGCACAGCGCCCUGGACGGCCUGAAGGGGCCCCUGCACAUCACCCAGAUGUGCCUGGAGUACAGGGAGAAUCGGGUUGGCAUCGACCUGGUGCACGAUGAGGUGGAGCAGGAGCUGGUGAAGGAGGCCGAGAUCAUCCACGGGGUGACGGCCUUGCUGACCCGCACCUUGGAGGAGGUGUCUGAACAGAUCAGGCUGAACCGCUCGGCCAAGUACAACCUGGAGAAGGACCUGACGGACAAGUCUGUGGCCCUGACCAUCGACGACGUUUGCUUCUCCCUCAACAACAACUCCCCAAACAUCCAAUACUCUGAGGGCGCUGGGCAGGUGGACCCUCGCUCUGUGAGUCUGGAAGACUGGCUGGACUUCUCCAAUGCCAACGUGGAGAAGGCCGCCAGGCAGAGCCACAACUCGCUGGCACUGAAGGCCCUGGUGGACCGGGUCCUGUCCCAGACGGCCAGCGACUUGCGCCGGCAGUGCGACGUGGUAGACACAGCGUUCCAGAACGGGCUGAAGGAGACCAAGGAUGCCAGGGACAAGCUGGCCGCUCACCUGGCCAAGGUCAUGGAGGAGGUCGCCAGCCAGGAGGAGAACAUCGCGGUUCUCGAGAAGGCCAUCCUUGACCAAGAGGGGCCUGCCAAGGUGGCUCACACGCGCCUGGAGACCAGGAGACACCGGCCCCGCGUGGAGCUGUGUCGCGACGUCGCGCAGCACCGGCUGGUCAGGGAGGUCCAGGAGAUCGCCCACAACGUCGCCAGGUCGGUGGGCGUGGGGGCCGCGUGCACCUGGACCAGCGACAGGGCUGUGCGGAGCCACGCAGGUACUCAAGGAGGUCUUGGCCCAGGCGCAGGCGGAGCUGAAGGGCCUGAACCGCAGGCAGCUGGCGCUGCAGGAGGAGGUCCAGGUGAAGGAGAGCACCAUCUACAUCGACGAGGUGCUGUGCACCCGCAUGAGGAAGUCCAUCCCCCCGCGGGACGGAGGCGACCAGGGCGAGGGGGCGGGGGGCCUCCGCCCUGACGCCGGCUGCUGAAAGUGCAGGUGGUUUGGACACCGAUUAAAGCACAUCAUGACCGGUG